This is a messenger RNA of Serendipita indica DSM 11827, 867 nucleotides long. The record is from the annotation of a GenBank genome assembly. Lineage: Eukaryota; Fungi; Basidiomycota; Agaricomycetes; Sebacinales; Serendipitaceae.
AUGACCACAAACGGAACAUCUCCCAGGACUCUGGCGGUAGGCUCACUCGGGACAGCAAGCGACGAGUCAUACUAUUCGCUACUUUCUGGACUUGAAGGAGCAGUGGAUAAAUACAUGGUUGAUAGGAUCGUCGAAUCCGCCGUCGAGCAGCAAAAAGAUUACUACGACCGUGCCCAUGUAAUCCUCACAAGUGGUGACUACGAAUCCCUCACAAAUAGCCUUCCAACGCUCUUUGCAUUCAUCGCCCUCGCGCUUGUACCCGGUGGCGAGCUUUCCGUGCACAACGUCCCGUCCGGUUCGGCACUCUCCAAACUUAUCUCGGACGCGGGAUUGGAUGUAUCUCAAACUGAUACAUCCAUUAUCACCGCCAAAAAGUCGUCGCCCUCAAAGGAACAAAAGCCUACCUCCGUCGCCCUCCCCAAACGAUCUACAAAGUCCAACAAGGCAGCGAUCUGGGCCUUCUCUUCACCCUCUACGCCCACCAUUGAUGCUACUUCACUUCUUCAGCCUUCGGACCUUGCGCGUCCAGUACCGACAUGCGAACCAUUUAUCGCAGACGGUGCGCCACGACGCAAAAAGGCUUGCAAGGGUUGCACAUGUGGCCUGGCAGAGAUUGAAGCUGAAGAGGCAAAGCAAGGGAAGACGGUCAUGCUCAGCGCCCAAGUCGACGGCGAGGCGGUCGUAGUCGGUGAUGAAGAGAGGCAACGGCUGAUCAAGGCAGCAGCCAUGUCUAAGAAGGCAACGAGCAGCUGUGGGAGCUGUUUCUUGGGUGAUGCGUUUCGAUGCGCGAGUUGCCCGUAUUUAGGCCUUCCCGCGUUCAAACCUGGAGAGCAGGUUGUGAUAGACGUAGGAAUGGACGACAUAUAA